Molecule: messenger RNA, 5942 nt
Organism: Cheilinus undulatus (humphead wrasse)
Lineage: Eukaryota; Metazoa; Chordata; Actinopteri; Labriformes; Labridae
Gene: neurl4
Product: neuralized E3 ubiquitin protein ligase 4
Exons: 29
Coding region: 162-5006 (1614 amino acids)
Molecular function (GO): ubiquitin protein ligase activity
Source: RefSeq, a predicted model, not a curated record
UCAAAUGAUCAAAUAGCUCUUUUGCACAUCUAGAUUUUGUAAGGUAACCAAUUAAUGUGUGACAGAAAUGGGUGCGGCGCAGUUUCUGCAGAAAUCUGCCGUAUAUCAUAACGUCACUGUCGUAAACACCGACUGUCGUGAACACAGGCCGCCCACAGAAGAUGGCGGCGGAGCUGCAUCCGCGGAGCGGAAAGCUGAUCGGCCUGUCCAACUCGAACCGAACCGCUCGGCGCAACCAGCCCGUCCAGGAGUUCAACCACGGCCUGGUGUUGAGCAAGGAGCCCCUGAGAGACCGGGAUGUCUUCACCGUCCGCAUUGACAAGAAGGUGAACUCCUGGAGUGGUUCCAUCGAGAUUGGCGUGACAGCACUUGACCCCGCAGCGCUGGACUUCCCCAGCAGUGCCACAGGCCUUAAGGGCGGCUCCUGGAUCGUGUCAGGCUGCUCGGUGCUACGUGACGGCCGCUCCGUCCUAGAGGAGUACGGACGCGACCUUGACCAGCUAGCUGAAGGCGACCGGGUGGGCAUUCAGCGCAGCUCCCGCGGCGAGCUCCACCUUUGGGUGAACGGACAGGACUGUGGCGCAGCGGCAAGUGGGUUGCCGCCGAAGCUGUGGGCGGUGGUGGACCUUUACGGCAAGUGCACUCAAGUGACAGUGGUGAGCUGUGAGCCGCCGCCACCCUCUGCAGAGAAAGAGACAAUAGAAAGGGACGAGGAGGUGGAUGAUGAGGAGGAGGAAGAGGAGGUGGUGGUGUGCGGAGGGCGGGAGGAUGCAGGGAUCACGGCACUGAUGAAUGUGGCAGCAAUGAAUGGAAUGAUGAACGGAGAUGAAGUGCCUGAGCUGAGCUGCAGUCACAGCAGACCGGACAAGUUUCCCAACAACCUGGAGCCAGACACCGUUCUAACGGAGCACCAGCUCUAUGAUGUGUUCAACAACGCAAUAGUAUCUUUUUACCGCUCUGAGGAUGAGGGCGGAGGGGAGGAUGGAGGAGGUGGAGGAGGAACAGGAGGCGGUGGCAGCGGUGGAGGAAAUGCAGGAACUGAGCCAACCAGAAAUGACAGGGGGAGCAGCAGCAGCGGAGGAGGCGCAGUUAACACUGACAGUGGGACUGGGACUGGGACAACAGGAGGAAGUGGAAGUAGUGGGAGUGGUAGUGGAGGAGAAAGUGGGAAUACCAACAACAGUCCUGCUGGCAACGGAGGAGUUGGGCAGGGGAUCAUGACAGGUGGAAUGACUACGAAUGAUGCGCUGCUAUUCCAUGAAAAGUGCGGCACACUGAUCAAACUGAGCAACAACAACAAAACGGCGGAGCGGAGGAGACCGCUUGACGAGUUUAACAAUGGCGUGGUGAUGACAAACCGACCGCUCCGACACAACGAGAUGUUUGAGAUUCGUAUUGAUAAGCUAGUAGACAAGUGGUCAGGAUCAAUAGAGAUCGGAGUGACCACACACAAUCCAAACAACCUGGACUAUCCUGCAACUAUGACCAAUCUGCGCUCAGGUACAAUCAUGAUGAGUGGCUGUGGGAUACUGACGAAUGGGAAAGGAACCCGCAGAGAAUACUGUGAAUUCAGCCUUGAUGAACUUCAGGAGGGAGAUCACAUUGGGUUGAUGCGCAAAGCCAGUGGAGCUCUCCACUUCUACAUCAAUGGAAUUGACCAAGGUGUUGCAGCAGCCCAGACCCCUGGCGUUGUUUACGGUGUGGUGGACCUCUACGGCAUGGCUGUCAAAGUCACCAUAGUCCACAACCACAACCACAGCGACCGCCUAAGACGCAACAACGCCAUCAUGAGGGCUCUAUCCCCCGAUGUUGGCCGACCAAGGCCAGCUCUCUCCCUCACCCCAGACCCAGAGGGGCCUGACCGACUGCUUUUCCACCCCAACUGUGGUCAGAAGGCCGCCAUCAUCGGUGACGGCAGGACAGCGCUACGGCCACACGCCACUGAUGACUUCAAUCAUGGCGUGGUCCUGAGCAGCCGACCUCUGCGCUCCAACGAGGUUUUCCAGGUCCGCAUUGACAAGAUGGUGGACAAAUGGGCAGGCUCCAUUGAAAUCGGUGUCACAACGCACAACCCUGCAUACCUGCAGCUGCCUUCCACCAUGACUAACCUGCGCUCUGGGACAUGGAUGAUGACAGGAAAUGGUGUCAUGCACAACGGAACAACAAUUCUCGAUGAGUACGGACAUAACCUGGACAGGCUUAAAGCGGGUGACACAGUAGGCGUUGUCCGGAAAGAAGAUGGCAGCCUCCACUUCUUUGUGAACGGUGUGGCUCAGGGCCCGGCAGCCUGGAAUGUCCCCCCCAGUGUGUACGCCGUGGUCGACCUCUAUGGCCAGGCUGCUCAGGCCACCAUCAUGGACGACAUGGUGGAUCUCCCCCCUCUCCCUGAGGACAGCUCAGAGGGUCCCACUGCUAUGUCCCCUGGGAGUCCCUGCUCAGUGGCUGGUGCCAGCACAACCAACGAUCUGCGUUUCCACCAGCUACAUGGCACCAAUGCAGUCAUUACCAAUGGAGGGCGCACCGCCCUGCGUCAGAACUGCCGCAGCGAGUUCAAUGACGCUAUCGUCAUUUCCAACAGGUGCCUUCGAGAUGGAGAGCUGUUUGAAAUAGUUAUUCAGAAGAUGGUGGACCGCUGGUCGGGUUCAAUAGAAGCAGGAGUGACAGCAAUCAGGCCAGAGGAGCUCGAGUUUCCCAACACUAUGACUGACAUCGACUACGACACAUGGAUGCUCAGUGGAACAGCCAUCAUGCAGGAUGGCAACACAAUGCGUAACAACUACGGUUGUGACUUGGACUCUCUAACCACUGGCUCACGUAUUGGCAUGAUGCGCUCAGCCAGUGGUGACCUCCACUAUUACAUCAACGGUGUGGACCAAGGGGUCGCCUGCUCUGGUUUGCCUCCAGAGGUGUUUGCUGUGAUUGACCUGUACGGUCAGUGUGUUCAGGUGUCCAUCACUAGCUCCUCUGGCCCGCUCGAUAACAGCCUCUGUACCAGCAACGUCACCGAGAAAAGCUUUCCCAUCCAUUCUCCAGGUACACACCAGGGUCCCCGCUCAGUAGCAGGUGUCGCCCAUCGACUUCACAGCAAACACGGCAAGAACGUGGUACUGCUGGGAGAAGGCUGCCAGGCAGUCAGAGUUGGGGGUUAUGCUCAUGGCAUUGUCUUCAGCGCCAGGGAACUCAAAGCAGAUGAACUAUUUGAGUUGAGGAUCGAUGAGGUGGAUGAGCAGUGGUGUGGUUCGCUGCACAUCGGGCUGACCACGCUGUCCCCUCCGGAGCUGCCGUCCUGCCCGCUGUCAGGUCUCUCCCCCUCCCUCCCACAGCUUCGCACCAAGGUCACUUGGCUGCUCUGCGGCUCAGAGGUCCGUCGCAAUGGUGUGCUGCAGCGCCAGAACUACUGCUGCUCACUGGACCGACUGACGGUUGGGAACCGUGUUGGUGUCAAAAGGUGCAGUGAUGACACAAUGCACAUCUUCAUUGACGGAGAAGACAUGGGACCUGCUGCCACUGCAGUAGCAAAGAAUGUUUACGCAGUUUUGGACCUGUAUGGGCGUAUAACGGCAGUAUCCAUCGUCAGCUCAUCUUUAAUGGAAGACACAGAAAGCAUAAAGGCGCCCUCGCUCUCCUCAGACAGCUGCAGUGAAGGAGAGGAGGACAGCACCCCUGUUAGAGAGGUUGAGGUGGAGCCGUGUGCGCUUGUUCCGACUGUCAUGGCAUUCUUGGAAAACCAUGGCAAAAACAUCCAGCUGUCCAAUCAGAACCUGACAGCAGCCAGAGUGUCGAGCUACAACCAGGGCCUGCUAGUCACUGCCCAGCCACUGGCUCGCCAGCAGCUGUUCCAGUUUCAGAUCGACCGUCUGAACCCAUCGUGGACAUCAUCGCUGUCGUUAGGGGUGAUAGGCCACUCCCCCGACCGGCUCAACUUCCCCUCCACAGCGUGUUGUCUGAAACGCUCUGCCUGGCUGCUUCAGAGGGAUUCUGUCUUCCACAACUCACUUAAGAUAUGUGAGAACUACGGUCCUAAUCUGGACACUUGUCCAGAGGGGACAGUGUUGGGUCUGCUGGUGGACACCAACAGCUGUCUCCACCUUUAUGUCAACGGUAUGGACCAGGGUGUGGCGGCGCAGGACAUCCCUUCACCCUGUUACCCUUUCAUAGAUCUCUACGGCCAGUGUGAACAGGUUACUAUAGUUACAAACAAUGUGCCAGCUGUGGGGGGAGAAAAUGGUGAGCCACGAUGUCAGGGUGACAUGGAGAAGGCAGAUAUGGUUGACGGAAUCAAAGAGAGUGUGUGCUGGACGCCCCCUCCAGAAGUCAACCCCAACAAGACCUGUGAGUACCAGGCACUGUGCUCACGCUUCAAGGACCUGCUCACGCUACCAGAUGGCUAUUUUAAUGAAGACGCAAAGUACAACCUGUGCUACUGUGAGUCCUGCCACAAGCUCCGGGGUGAUGAGGCUUAUUACAAAAGAGGAGAGCCGCCCCGGGACUACGCCCUGCCCUUUGGCUGGUGCCGUUUCGCCCUCAGGAUCAAGCCCCACUGUGAGGUUUCUAAUGCACUGAAGAAGUGGCAUAUAGCUUACCACGGCACCAGUGUAGGAGCCCUGCGACGCACACUGGACCACAGCCAGCUGCUGCCUGGAACAUCGUCCAUCUUCUCAGUGUCCCCGGUGAAGGCGGAAGGACCCAACGGCUACAGUGAGCCUGAGGAGAACAGCGCCCCUGGCAGGGAAGUACCCAGAGUGCGGCUCUCCCCCACUAUGCGCUACUCCGGCAUGGAGAUCUUUGCCCCUAAAGUGCAAUUUCAAGACCCCCGUUCUCACCGCUGCCAUCAGGCCCAGGUGGGAUUCCAGGUGUGUGUGCGUCCUGGCUCCUACAAAGUGGGACCGCAGACGCUUGGCAACAGCGAGCCUCUGGACCCUCGUUUCAGCAACUCAGAGAUCGAGUGGAUCACAAAGGAGCAGGGUGGCACACUCCUCUACGGACUGCUCAUCCGGGUCGAGUGAACAGGGCGGUGAGGGAGAGGCAUUCGGGUGGACGUGAGGAGGAUCUAUGGAGGUUCUCCUUAUACUUUUAAUGAAACUGACAACCAAAUCCAACCCCUGCCUUGAGCUAGAGACUCCUCUGGAAUCCAGCUGUCCCUACUGUGGAUUGUUGACAACUCAGCAUUAUUGAUUUGUUUUGUUUAUUUUUGGUUGUUUGCUCUUGGACUCUUUUAAUGGCCGGGGGCUACGGCGGUCUCAAAGAAGAACAGACACUGCCUGCACUUUAUGUUUCAGACACUCGUGGGCGAUUUUUAAACUUCUCAUCAACAUGAUGCGUUAGCCAUUUGCUACAUUUAGUUUUUCUCUUUUUGCCAUAUGUUGGUUCUCAUUCUUAUACGAUUUUUACUCACUGCUUUUUUUCUCCCUUAUCUUGUGGCGCUUAAUUUUACACUUAUCACCUUUGUUUUGGUCAGUGUUAUAUUUUGGGAGGCGCUGUCCCCUGCCAAACUGCACGUUAAAGAAUCGUCACCUAAAAGACUGAAACAUGGAUUAAAAAAAAGUAAAAGAGUGACAAUGUUUUCAAAAAAUAUUUAAACAGAAACAGAAAGACACUUGAAUCUGAGAAUGAACCCAACGGUGUCUUUUUGAUUGUGACUUCUUCAAGAGGGGAAGAUUUGAAAAACUGGAGGAAGAAAAAAGUGUUUACACGUACCGCUGUAUGUUGCUGUCCUCUGUGUCUCCAUGUUAGCAGUCUGGCUGCUUCAUCAGUCCUGUUUGCUUUUUUUUUCUGACCCAGCAUCACUUGUGUUUUGUUCUGUCUGAUGGAAACUAUUCACAGGCUUUACACUGUGGAAAAAAACUGGAAAAUUUUACAGAGAAUUUUACUGGUGAAUACAUAACCUCCUCUUUUAGGCAAGACAGAACUUUGUUUGGAGGUAAUAAAUGGCGUUUUAUCUA